AUGUUUCCCAAGGAAGUUGAGGUCUGGGUGGUAGGUAAGGGUGAGGGAGACCCUUCAGUAGUAGAUGAUGGUGACUUAGAGUCUAAUGAAGAUUUAGAGUAUUUUGACUUCAGUGAAGACAGUAUGGAAAAUGAUGACAUAGACUUUGAGGGCAACAUAGAUCCAAAUGUGGAGUUUGAAGGAGUAAGAGAAAGUCAGGAUGGGAAAGUGACUGAAAAUGAACCAAUAAUUGAGGUAGGGACUGGGGAUGGUCUUCAUUUGUCUGAUGAGGAUAGUGGGAAAGAUAGUGAUGAUCAACAGGAGUAUAAGUGGCCAAUGUAUAAGGCAAGAACAGAGGUUAAAAUCCCUAAGCUCUCAAUUGGACUAACAUUUGCAAGUAAGGCUGAAUUUAGAGAUGCAGUCCACAGCUAUGCAUUUGGUAAUGGCAAGGAAUUGAAGUUCACUAAAAAUGACAAGAGUAGGAUGUGUGUUAGAUGUACACAACCUGGCUGCCCUUUUAAAAUAAAUGUGUGGAAAGUGAAAAAUGAGUUGUCCUGGAGAAUUGCUAGUUUUAAUGAAGACCAUGAUGGUUGUGGAUGGGUGUAUGAGAACAAAAUGGUGAAAUCAACAAGAGUUGCAAAGAGAUGGAUGAAGGAGAUUGGGCACAACAGUAACUGGUCAACUGCUCAAUUUAGAGAUCAGGUUAAAACUGAUGAGGGAUUUCAGUUCAGUAAGAAGCAAGCAUAUAGGGCUAUGAAAAAAGCUAAGGCUGCCAUUGAAGGAGAGGCUAUAGAGAAUUUCAACAAAAUUUGGAACUACAAAUUGGAGAUUGAGAGAACUAACCCAAAGACUACAUGUCCUGUGAAGGUAACAGAUUUGUUGUAUGCUGGAAAACCAAGAUUUAUGAGAAUGUACUUCUGUUGGGAGGCUUCUAAGGAGGGUUACAAGUUCUGUAGAAACAUGAUUGGUGUAGAUGGUUGCCAUUUGAAACACACAUUUGGAGGUCAAUUGUUAACUGCUGUGGGAAUAGAUGGGAAUGAUAGUAUCUUCCCCCUGGCCUAUGUGUUUGUUGAAGGAGAAACCAAAGAGUCUUGGAGCUGGUUCUUGCGGUUGCUUAAGACAGAUUUAGAGAUCACAAGGGAAGCAGAAGAACAGUUAACAUUUAUCUCAGACAAACAGAAAGGCCUUCUUCCUGCAUUUGAAGGUGUGCUACCAAAUGCCUCACACAGAUUCUGUGUGAGGCAUCUUCAUGGCAACAUGAAAGUAGCAGGAUUUAUGGGAAAAGCUAUCAAGGAUACAUUAUGGGCAGCAGCAAAGGCAACAACUGUCAACAGUUCCAAUGAUGCUAUGACUGAAUUGAAGAAUGUAGAUGUGGAGGCAUAUAAAUGGCUAGGAGAUAAGCACCCUUCAGAGUGGUCAAGGUCCCAUUUCACACCCUAUGCUAAAUGUGAUGCAUUAGUUAAUAAUAUCUCUGAAAGUUUCAAUGCCAUGAUUUUAGAUGCUAGGGAACAACCUCUGAUUUCUGCUGCUGAAAGUAUUAGAAAAAUGUUGAUGUGUAAAAUAUUUGAAAAUAGGCAAAAAGCUUUAAAUUGGAAGGGACAUUUCUGCCCUAACAUUAUGAAAAAGAUUGCAAAUGUUGAGCAUGCUGCUGGUGGUUGUUUAGGGUUCCAGAGUGAUGAAAAUCUGUUUGAGAUUAAGUGUAUGGCAGGGAUAGGGGUGUUAGAGCAGCAUAGAGUUGAUCUUUUCAGGCGUACUUGUAGUUGUAGGAAGUGGGACUUGACAGGGAUACCAUGUAAACAUGUGGUGUGUGCCAUUAGGAUGAGACAUGGAAAUGGUCAUGUGCAUGAAUAUGUACACCCUUGCUAUUCAAUAAACACAUACUUGAAUACCUAUAGUGGGAGGAUACACCCAAUAGCUGGUCCUAAAGAAUGGCCCAAGUCAACCCAGGAACCACCACUGCCUCCUCUCUAUAAAAGGAAGCCUAGGAGACCAAAGAAGUUGAGAAAGAUGAGCAGAGAAGAGAUAACCAAAGAUGGGACACACAUGAACCCUGGGUGUGCUGAUUAA
This is a messenger RNA of Ipomoea nil (Japanese morning glory), 2046 nucleotides long. RefSeq lists its product as uncharacterized. Gene Ontology annotation, biological process: DNA transposition. Bases 1 to 2046 code for a protein of 681 amino acids. The record is from RefSeq and is a predicted model, not a curated record. Lineage: Eukaryota; Viridiplantae; Streptophyta; Magnoliopsida; Solanales; Convolvulaceae. Gene Ontology annotation, molecular function: transposase activity; zinc ion binding; DNA binding. The transcript is spliced from 2 exons.